AUGUAUUCAUUUGAAAGAGCAUUUGCUAUGCUUCUUACAACUUUAACCAACCUUUUCUUUUUCUUAGUAACCACAUUAAGCAAGAAAAAAUUAUGUGAUGAUAAAAUGAUUUCUCUUAAAUGCAAAAAAUGGGCAGUAAAUAGUGCAAUUACACAAAAUGAACGAUUAGAUGUUUAUUUUGUGGAUCCAUCUGAAGGAAAUAGAACUAUUAUUGAGAAAAUUAAUGAAGGAACAUAUCUAUUAUUGUAUGGUCCAAGAGCUUCUGGAAAAUCAACACGCAUUUUACACCUCCAAGAGCAGCUAGAAGAAAAUGGUUAUGCUUGUAUUUAUGUGACAUUUGAAGAGAUUGAUACCAACACAACUGUGGAACAUUUCUGGAGUCAGCUUGGCUGA
This is a messenger RNA of Entrophospora candida, 393 nucleotides long. The record is from the annotation of a GenBank genome assembly. NCBI's taxonomy places the organism in Eukaryota, Fungi, Glomeromycota, Glomeromycetes, Entrophosporales, Entrophosporaceae.